AUGAAACGAACUGAUGAUGAAGCACCCUUUACAGGUGUAAUACUUCCACAUGAGGCUUCUCUCGCCGACUUCGACCCUCGCUGCUGUCCUUGUUGUACUGCAGAGAACUUCAAAAUUGACAUAUUAGGCACGCCCAAGUCCAAAUGGAAUAUAUCCGCUACCAAAGUGUUUGCGCGUGAUUUUGUCGCUUACCAUCCCAGUUUCAAUAUCGAUUCCGUCCAGACUGUGUUUUCCACACAUUUAAGAUCAUUGAAGCGCUCCUUUAAGCAGGCAGGACUCGACAACGUCGCAUCGAGUGCACGUCAAAAAGAAGACCGGAGAAAGGAACACAAGCGUUCGGUAUGUAUUUGUUUGUAUCACAGACGUUUGGACACCGCCCAUGCAGUUUCAGACCUACACCCACACAUCACAAUGCUCAUGAGAAUUGGUCCUGACGGGAUGAGCAGCGACGAGACAGCCAAUGAGAAUAAUGUCCCUCAAUACCGUAUACUUGGAAGGCACUGGCACAGUCUGGAAGUGACUGCUUGGCUACAGGUAUUUGAUGUGAUGUACCGUCAUAAUCGCUGGGGCCCUGCGGGGAUUGGUUCACGCGGCAACAAUGCUCAAAUGCGAUUUGAGUCCAUGUCCAUGGGUCACCCACAGAGGGCUGUCCGUCGACUUCCUCGUAACACAUACCGUGCUGAGUGGUAUGAUAGUCUCGAUCAAUAUGACCGCGAAGAACUUGACAGGUGUGAGGCUGAGGUGUAUGCCUUCACGCAUGUUCCUGGCAUUCAGCUGUAA
This is a messenger RNA of Suillus discolor, 780 nucleotides long. RefSeq lists its product as uncharacterized. The transcript has 2 exons. The coding region runs from base 1 to 780 and encodes 259 amino acids. The record is from RefSeq and is a predicted model, not a curated record. NCBI's taxonomy places the organism in Eukaryota, Fungi, Basidiomycota, Agaricomycetes, Boletales, Suillaceae.